UAAAGCCUCCCAAUUUUGCUUUUUCAGGAGGAAAUGAUUAGAGCAAGGUUUGAAGCCAAGCAUCGAAGAUGAAGGAGCUCAUGGAGGUGCAUGGGGCAUGGCUUCCACGUUGGCUGGCAGAUCAUUUGAAUCACUACAAGUCUCUUUUGGAGAAGCAUUGGCAGGAGCACGGAAAACCUGCUAUGGACAUAAUGAUACAGAAGGCAGUUGAGAAGAAGGCCCAAGCUGAGGUAUGGGCUGCGCCACAUGUAGAAACAGUGAAAACAAAAUGGAUGCCAGCUGUGAAGGAACAAUGGGUGGUGAUGACCACUAACCUCAAGCCACAUGUGGAAUUGGUAAAGACCAAAGGAUUAGAGAUUUAUGAGACAUCUAAAGGCGCCAUAACUCCACAUAUUGUCAAGGUUCAGGAACUAGCAGAACCUCACGUUCAGGAACUUAAGAAAAUCAGCAAGCCAUACAUUGAUCAGGUUGCCACUGCUACAAAACCUCAUGUUGAAAAAGUCCGUGUUGCUGUAAAGCCUUAUACAGAUGUGGCAGUUCAUCAUUAUGGGAAGUUCCUUGAGUCUGCAACAGUAUACCACCGUCAGCUGCAAGGCACAGUCGAUGAGACACUGAAGAAACAUGAGCUUACAAGACCUCUUGCAACAAAGGAGUUUAUCUGGUUUGCUGCCUCAGCGGUGUUGGCUCUGCCUGUUAUAAUUCUGUUCAAACUUUUGUCUGCCAUUUUCUGUACAAAGGCGAAGAAUCCUACUCGAAAUGGUAAAUCCCACCAUUCACGUCGCAAGUCCAAGAGGGCACACACAGACAAGUAGGGCGAGGUAGUAAAAUGCUUUCAUCAGAAAUCAAGCGCCUUACAGUUUGCAGAUCAGUUGUGUCAUUUUUGCACGGGGCUUUUGAAGUAUCAACCAGUCUGCAGAUUCUUUUGUUUUCCAAGUUCUGCAUAGGUUUUCCAUAUGUGCAUAAAGCAUUAAUGGGGAGGAUAGUGGGUGUGAGAUAUUUAUUUUUGUAAUAUCGUUUCUUUGCUUUGGAUAGUGUUAAAUGUUGGUGUUUUAUUAUCUUCCCACCACGCUGUUAGGUUACAAUCUUGUGACACUAUAUUUACUUGGUUGUAAUAUUUAUCAGAGUUGUCUUAGUUGUAUUAAGAACUUUAUAUUCAUAUUUGAUCAUAUUUGUAACGAAAGGGAAAAAACUAUUUGACAAGUCAAACGGAGGAUAAAUAUAAACAAUUUACCGGGUAAAUUUGGCCU
This is a messenger RNA of Lycium ferocissimum, 1247 nucleotides long. RefSeq lists its product as uncharacterized. The coding region runs from base 69 to 812 and encodes 247 amino acids. The transcript has 10 exons. Lineage: Eukaryota; Viridiplantae; Streptophyta; Magnoliopsida; Solanales; Solanaceae. The record is from RefSeq and is a predicted model, not a curated record.